UCGCCCCAGCGCCGCUGCCAGCCCGGCCUGCGCUAGCUGCUAGGCGCCGGCUCUCCACAGACGCCAUGCACCGGCUCCUGUCAGCCGUGACGGCCCGGGCUGCGACCCCCGGGGGCCAGGCCUGGGGCUGCGGGAGACGCAGGGCCCACCAGCGCGCCGGGCUGCCGCCGCUUGGCCACGGCUGGGUCGGAGGCCUUGGGCUGGGGCUGGGACUGGCUCUUGGGGUGAAGCUGGCGGGAGGGCUGAGCGGCGCGACCCCUGCGCAGCCCCCCGCUGCCCCCGACCCCGAGGCGUCGCCUCAGGCCGAGCCGCAGGAGCAGUCCCUCGCCCCGUGGUCUCCGCAGAGCCCCGCGCCGCCUCCCUCCAGGUGUUUCGCCAGAGCCAUCGAGAGCAGCCGCGACCUGCUGCACAGGAUCAAGGAUGAGGUGGGCGCACCGGGCAUAGUGGUUGGAGUUUCUGUAGAUGGAAAAGAAGUCUGGUCAGAAGGUUUAGGUUAUGCUGAUGUUGAGAACCGCGUACCUUGUAAGCCAGAGACAGUUAUGAGAAUUGCCAGCAUCAGCAAAAGCCUCACCAUGGUUGCUCUUGCCAAAUUAUGGGAGGCAGGGAAACUGGAUCUUGAUAUUCCGGUACAACAUUAUGUUCCUGAAUUCCCGGAAAAGGAAUAUGAAGGUGAAAAGGUUUCUGUCACAACAAGAUUACUCAUUUCCCAUUUAAGUGGAAUUCGUCAUUAUGAAAAGGACAUGAAAAAGGUGAAAGAAGAGAAAGCUUAUAAAGCCUUGAAGAUGAUGAAAGAGAUGGUAGCAUCUGACCAAGAAAAAGAAGGCAAAAGUAACGAAAAAAAUGACUUUGCUAAAGCUAAGACAGAGCAGGAUAAUGAAGCCAAAUGCCGGAAUUCAAAACCUGGCAAGAAAAAAAAUGAUUUUGAACAAGGAGAAUUAUACUUGAAAGAAAAAUUUGAAAAUUCAAUUGAAUCCCUAAGAUUAUUUAAAAAUGAUCCUUUGUUCUUUAAACCUGGUAGUCAGUUUUUGUAUUCAACUUUUGGCUAUACCCUACUGGCAGCCAUAGUAGAAAGAGCUUCAGGAUAUAAAUAUUUGGACUAUAUGCAGAAAAUAUUCCAUGACUUGGAUAUGCUGACAACUGUACAGGAAGAAAAUGAGCCAGUGAUUUACAAUAGAGCAAGAUUUUAUGUUUACAAUAAAAAGAGACGUCUUGUCAACACACCUUACGUGGAUAACUCCUAUAAAUGGGCUGGUGGUGGAUUUCUGUCUACAGUGGGUGACCUUCUGAAAUUUGGAAAUGCAAUGCUGUAUGGUUACCAAGUUGGGCUGUUUAAGGACUCAAAUGAAAAUCUCUUACCUGGAUACCUCAAACCAGAAACAAUGGUUAUGAUUUGGACACCUGUCCCUAACACAGAGAUGUCCUGGGAUAAAGAGGGUAAAUACGCAAUGGCAUGGGGUGUCGUGGAAAAGAAGCAAAUAUACGGUUCCUGCAGGAAGCAGCGGCAUUAUGUCUCGCAUACUGGAGGGGCAGUGGGCGCCAGCAGUGUCCUGCUGGUCCUUCCUGAAGAACUGGACACAGAGGCUGUAAACAACAAGGUUCCUCCAAGAGGAAUAAUUGUUUCUAUCAUAUGUAACAUGCAGUCUGUUGGUCUCAAUAGCACUGCUUUAAAAAUUGCCCUUGAAUUUGAUAAAGACAGAUCAGACUGAUACCUUACAGGUGCAAAAUGAGCUAUUUUGGCUUUUUGAAACCUUAAAGUUCCAAAAUACAUGAGACUUUUAAGAACAAAUUUGUAAUAGAGGGUAACUGAAUGCAGAGAAUUAUGUACCUCUAAUUGCUUAAUUUUAUAACUGUCUUUUAUUGUAGAAUUAAUUCUUUAUACUCAGGGAAGUAUCCAUGUUGUUUUUACUUUUUGCAGAAAGUCUUAACUCUUGAAAUAAAAUAUUCUGAUAAAAA
Messenger RNA from Propithecus coquereli (Coquerel's sifaka), 1953 nucleotides. RefSeq names its product lactamase, beta (gene LACTB). NCBI's taxonomy places the organism in Eukaryota, Metazoa, Chordata, Mammalia, Primates, Indriidae. The coding region runs from base 66 to 1706 and encodes 546 amino acids. The transcript has 6 exons. The record is from RefSeq and is a predicted model, not a curated record.